UUGAUGUCAGUUUGUCAUUUAUUUUAUUUUUUGUUUUCUGUUUUCAUUAUUCGAAAAACAAUCUGCGCGCGUGCUUCUAACUGCAGGUUUAAGCUUGCUUGCUUUAAUAAAAACUAAACUAUGAGCUCACGUGCGUCUGGUAUCUCAGAAUGUGUUGAAGAAAAUGCUGAUGAGAAACUAACUAUAAAUGGCUCUAAUAGUAUUUUGGAUAAUUCUGGAGAAGUUAGCAACGCUUCAUCAUACCGCUUGCAUACGUCGUGUUGUUCCACAAUAUCGAACGAUAGCGAAAUCUCAUCGCUUUCCUUAUGUUUGGAUAAAGAAAUGGAAACAUAUUCAAAAUCCAUUGAUAUCGAUGAGUUGCCGGCAUUUGAAGUUCGCUUAAUUUCUCCCUUGGGACGAACUCCUUCACCCAUUGACAGCGAGGAUAUGGCAACACCAACACACCCACAUUCCAAGGAGAGGCUCAAUCCAAGUCCAUGCAUUAAUAACCCCGACUACGUAGCUCUUCAUGAUAUAAACGCACAAAUAAGCCCGCCCAGUGAUAACAAUGACCAUCCGGAGGAGGAGCAGUGCCUUAGUCGAACCAGCAGUCUAGAGACAAUAUUUGAAGGAGUGUUUUUAAACACGCCGCCACGGCCUCAAGUAAUACACAUUCAACGUUACAAUCGAUCCCGCACAAAUCUUGAAAAAGUGGUUCUAAAUCGUCUUCAGACCGGCAAAGAGAACAAAUCACCACUACAAAAAUCGGAAACGCCUAAGCUUCGACAUGCCUACGACAGUAGCCCCAACUUUCGUGCGGAAAAUAGGUUUUCGUAAAUCUUCAACCAUUUUAUUAGUAUCGUUUUGGUAUGCUUUAUUUUAUGGUAUUUCUUCAUAAGUCCUUACACUCAUAGUUCGGUGUAUAAAUAUAUAAUAUCAAUGUAUUUUUACCUUAGGAAAGUUUAUAUCGUAGUCAGUACAAUGUGCACACACCAACAGUCUUGCAUAUUCUUUUAAUGAAGUUUUGUAAUUUUGAUUUAAAAUAAAAAAAAAUGUUUUAAAAACAUUGUAUGUAUAAUA
This is a messenger RNA of Stomoxys calcitrans (stable fly), 1059 nucleotides long. RefSeq lists its product as uncharacterized. The transcript has a single exon. The record is from RefSeq and is a predicted model, not a curated record. Lineage: Eukaryota; Metazoa; Arthropoda; Insecta; Diptera; Muscidae. Bases 121 to 816 code for a protein of 231 amino acids.